UUCCGGAGCAGCUCACCCCCUCGUGUGCGCAUGCGUUUGCAUUCACCGGGGUACACAAUGGAGUCGGACAUACAUAGACGACAUAGACAUGACUGGCUUCGAUACUGAAAGCCCCAACAAUUUUGAAAUCAGUGCUCUGUAGAUUAUGAAAUAACGGCGGAGGGUAGUGGCAGUGACGCCGUCCACAGGGGACUUUCCUUGAAAUUGAAAGAGUGCCGAGUAGGUUAGCUGCCGGGGUUCACCUGCUCUGACUGUCCUCUGCAUGUUUUUACAUGUCUUUGUCUGAAAGAGCAGAGAAAUACAAACCGUCCGAAUACCACCAAGGAAAAUGUCAGAGGUCAACACAGGGAAGCGCAAGGAGAAGUGUGAGAACUGCACCAAACAGUGCAACAAGAAACAGAGUGAUGAUGGUGUCAGCUCACAACAGGAGAGAGAUGAAGUCAAUGGACAGGUGAAUGAUGGAUCCCAGCUGCUGCUGAGUGCCUGCCUGUCCUGUGAUGGCUGUCUUUCAGAGGAGGAGAGCCUGAAGAUCUCUCAGCAGAGCCUGGAGGAAGUGGAGCGAGUUCUGGCCCUCAACAAGAAAUGUGACGUGACGAAGCACAAGGUGCUGGUGGCGUCGGUGUGUCCGCAGUCCCUGCCUUUCUUUGCUGUGAAGUUUGGUCUGGACAUCACUGAGGCCACCCAUAAACUCUGCGGCUUCCUCAAGAGCCUGGGAGCGCAGUAUGUAUUCGACACCACUCUGGCAGCAGGUUUCAGCAUCUUGGAGAGUCAAAAGGAGUUUAUUCAAAGGUAUCGCAGGAGACACCACGACUCCCAUGCCUUGCCCAUGUUCACCUCCUCCUGCCCAGGGUGGAUUCGGUAUGCAGAGCGUGUCCUGGGCAGUUUGGUCACCCCUCAUAUCUGCACAGCCAGGUCUCCCCAGCAGAUCAUGGGCUGUCUGGUCAAAGACUACUUCUCUAAACAGCAGCAGAAGCUGAGUCCAGAGAAGGUCUACCAUGUGGUGGUGGCUCCCUGCUUUGAUAAGAAGCUGGAGGCCGUCAGAGAGGAGUUUUACAACAGUCUGUUGGAGAGCAGGGAUGUGGACUGUGUCCUCACCUCAGGGGAGAUCUACUACCUGAUGGAGCAGAAGAAGGUUUCAGUGGAGAAGCUGGACUCAGUUCCACUGGACCAUAUACUGGGAGAAGUUGGAGACGUGGCUCUGGUGAGGAACGAGGGCCGCGGUUCAGAAGGCUUCCUUGAACACGUGUUCAAACAUGCUGCCAAAGAGCUCUUUGGUCUGGAUGUCCAUGAGAUCACAUACAAGACCCUCAGGAACCGUGACUUCCAGGAAGUGACCCUGGAGCGUGACGGGGAAACGCUGCUGCAGUUUGCUGCCGUCUACGGUUUCAGAAACAUCCAGACCCUUGUUCACCGCAUGAGGAAGGGACGCGUGCCGUACCAGCUGGUGGAGGUGCUGUCCUGCCCAGGAGGGUGCUUGAGCGGCCGUGGACAGGCGGAGAGUGAGGCAGGAGGCCGGACGGAUAAAACCCUGGUGCAGCAGAUGGAGGAGACCUACAGCAGCCUGCCAGUCUGUCUCCCAGAGCUCAACCCCACCCUGCACACCCUUUAUCAAGACUGGCUACAGGGCCAGGACUCCCCACAGGCCGGCACACUGCUGCACACCCAAUACAGAAGUCAGAGUCAGAGCCACACACAGCCCCCGCACAUGCAGUGGUGAGAGAGAGGAAAACAGAUUUAGUUUUAAGACGUGAUGGAGGUGGAAUGAGAGCUGCCUCUGGUUGGCUCCUGAUUCUGUUUGGACCAUCUCAUCGUUCAUGCUGGCACCAUGAAGGACAUGUAGAGGACCAUGUUGCUCUACAGACCACUUAGUGAGAACUGAAAGUCUCAGUAGGUGCAGUUCUUCCAUUUGGCCACAGGGGGGUGAUGUCUGUAGUUCAAAAAUGGUGGAUCCCCUGUGCCAAACCUGAGCCUGAGGAGAAAUAAGGGUCCAGAGUCCAGGAAAAACACACACCUGCAUUUUAUGAUGCCAGUAAACUGUUGAGAUAAUGACUAACAAAAAUGACGUACAAGGUUUCCUGAUCAGCUAGCUGCUCUGACGCUCUGAUUUGAGGGAGUCUGUAACAAGCCGGAACUAUUUAUUGAUGCCAAUCUAAAGAGCAAUAAGCCACUAAGAAAACAUUUAAGAAGCUUUUAGAUGAUCUGAACUUGUGAAUACUGAAUGCACAUUGCAGGAGUCUAAUGUAUUUCAAGUCCAAACUGUCCAACAUGAAACAUGCUGUUUUUAGUUUGUGUCAAAGUUGUGUCCACUGUUCUUCACUGAAAGACAAGCCAAUGUGUUCUCACACAGCAGCGGUCUUGCUCUGAUAACUAUGCAACAGUGUGAUAGUCUUAUCUCACCAGUCAUAGUGAAAAUAAAAGCUGUUGUGUGAGAGGUCAAAGAUCUUGUAAUUAUACUUGAUCACAUGUUUGCUUAUUACCAGCUCAGUGUUUGGUUGAUCCGUCCCAGUGAAGAAUCAGAGUGAGUAUUUUUUAAUGGUACAUGUUUUCAAUUGUAUUAUUGCUUUAAGUCUUUUGUUCCCAUUCCACAAAGCCAACCAUGACUAGUAUUCUUAAGUUAUAUGUUGUUUGUGUUUUUGUUUUAAGAUCAAAGCAUACAUGUCAUACAUGUUGAGCACUAAAGUAUUAAUAACAAGUGA
Thunnus maccoyii (southern bluefin tuna) is the source of this 2696-nucleotide messenger RNA. It is a transcript of the gene narf, whose product is annotated as nuclear prelamin A recognition factor. Gene Ontology annotation, molecular function: lamin binding. The coding region runs from base 329 to 1717 and encodes 462 amino acids. Lineage: Eukaryota; Metazoa; Chordata; Actinopteri; Scombriformes; Scombridae. The record is from RefSeq and is a predicted model, not a curated record. Gene Ontology annotation, cellular component: lamin filament. The transcript is spliced from 12 exons.